GUCAUCAGAGCUCGAGCAGCCGCUCUGGAGAAGCUGCGCUGGGAAAGGGAGCCAGCUGUUCUCUAAUCGCUAAUGCUGUACUUUGAUGAAAUACGUCACACUGACGUCGCGUCUGUGCUGUCUCAAGUCAUGCAAAAAUUCGAACCAGCUUGAACUGCUUCCUGGCAGCCGCUGAUCGGCCUGCGCAGCACCGCAUGAAGUCGAAAACACUAUAUCUGUCAUGUUGGCAUUAUCAUGUGACCUUCGACGUCAUCAUGAACACAAAAAUCUUAAAGGAACCACCAGAUUAAAGGGAACCACAUUAACGGCAAAAUACACAUCAGGAAAGUUAACUGAAUUAACAGUAUUAACAGGCUGAGGUAAAUUCGUUACCGAUAGCUUGGCCUGCUAAGGCAUGAUGGAGAUCACAAAAAAGGUUUCAAAUGCUGACAACUGUUUUCUUGUUUAAACCUUAAACAAGUUAACAAUUUAUUCAGGUAUUGUUAAACAAGUCCUGUUUAACCAAGGUUUACUACUUAAAAAGAGCGGACACACACUCUUUCACCAUUUUUCUGAGCUCGUCCGUACCAGUCGCACAGCGUUAUGGGAUUUUUGACUCGCGUAGUGUCCAUCGGUUGCAUAUUUCAAAAUCUUGCUGGAAGCAGUACGCCAUCUGGGUAUUUCUCACCUACUGUUUCUCGCCUACUGAGAAUUCGGACAUACUACCCCUCUGGCGUACUCCCAGCUAAAAGACUGGAAUAAAGUUGGUUUGACGUUGGACGUUCGAUAUUCACGGAUAUGCGGAAAUUAAGGGACCGUCUCUAAAGUUACAUAAGACAUUUUUAUACACGUUUCUAAGUUCAAUAGCAUUUGAAGGAAAUGACUUACAGUCAUACAGUCAACUGUAAAGUGUUCAACUAGGUGUCCGGUAUGGCGCACACCUUUUAGAUUUUUGAUAUUUAUUAAAAUAAACUAUUAAAUCACAUUUAAAUUUGACAUGUAUUUCACUGCAGAAUGGCCCAUACACAAAAUAUACCAUGAUUUAAAGCUCAAUAGCAUUUGAAGGAAAUGAUGUAGUCACACAACCAACUGUAAAAUGUUCGUCUUAAGUGUCAGCUAUAAUUACAAUAGUUACAAAAGGUUGAGAACCUCUGCUCUAGAGUGUAUGGCAAGAACACAAACCUGUAUCUUUUAAAAAGAGACUUAGAACUGUAAGAAAAUGUUAACGUUCUGCAAAACCAGAACAUUAUACCAUUUAACAAAACCCAAAAGUUUGGACAAUUGAAUUACUUAAAUCAUGUUCUUUUUAAAAUCAGCAUAGGCUUGAUGAACAGUUGGAAGAUAUAGGCAGUGAGCAGAUGUAUUUGCUUUAGGAUAUUGUGACCUCAUUCUCUUCAAUGUCAUGGAGGAAGUGAAUGCUUGGGUGAGGUCACGUGUGUGUGUGUGUGUGUGUGUGUGUGUGUAUUAAAAAAAAAAAAAAAGAAGAAUUUAUAGAUGUCGCUGGUUCAUCAGUAGAACAGGGGUAAGUGGGUAGUGGUUACCAUUCUUAUGAAAGAAAAUAGAAUUUAAUUUUACUUUAAACAUGUCACAUGACCCAUAAUAACAAGGUACACAAUUCUAAUACUUGUAAUAUUAUUCUGAAUUGGACCAUCUGAAGGUGACCAUGAGGUUGUAACCCUGAGGUGAAGCGGCUGAAAUUGUACCUUACACAUUAUCAAGUCUGUUAUAUUAUGACAAGUGUCCUAACAAUGUUUUUGUAUUCUCUUUUAAAAUGAAAACAUUAAAUUAGUCACAUUCAUUGUCAGUGCAUUCAUUUUCUGUACCGCUUAUCCUUACUGGGUCACGGGGAACCUGGAGCCUAUCCUUGGGGGCAUGGGGAACAAGGCAAGGGACACCCUGGACAGGGGGCCAGUCCAUUGCAGGGCACAAUCGCACGCACACACACACACACACACACACACACAGGACACGCCCAUCAGCCUACAAUGCAUUUCUUUGGACCAGGGGAGGAAACCAGAGUACCCAGGGAGAACAUGCAAACUCUGCACACACAGGGCCACAGUGGGAAUCAAAACCUCAACCCACUGUGCCCCCCCCCCCCCCCCCCCCCUUCCUUCAUUGUAUUACCUAAAAAUAUUUAAGAAAUAAGUACCAAAAUCAUUUUUGUAAUGUUUAAAAAAGUAUGGAACAUACAGUAUUGUAGAUGAAGGAAUAAUUAGCAAGUACUGUAAAUCAAGGGAGUUACCCACAGUCAAUUUGUAUCACAACUGAUAGGUAUUUUUUAGAGGACAUCUAUUAGGACUCAAAAAUUCCUUUACCUUGAAUUUCAAUAAAGAGGGUUCUCCGUGUUCCUUUUGGAAGAGACCGACAGAUUCAAUUCAGGCUCCGUCAGAGCAGAGAAGUUGCUGUAGGUGUAGUGCUGAGGGUGACAUAUGACCUUUGCAAGAGUAGCUGGAUUUUCCGACAUUGCCUCCAGAACCCCCCAGGGUUUUCAAACCUUUUUUGAGGCUGUUGAGUUUUCAAGCACUUAGCAACUGUUCUAAAGCCAAAGUCAAGAGAAGAGUAUUUAUAUGAACAGCAUUACAAGUGAAAAUGAAAAACUAUUAAUCACAACAUGAAUAUUGUUAGGGAUUGCACACCUCUCAAAUGCAGACCAGCUGUGAAAAAGCCAGUACCAGUGCAGUGUCCAAGGCAAUCUUCCUGGCUGUUUGUUGGUCCUUGUUAACAGCAAACGUCCCAGCCAAAUUUAUGUAGGAUACUAUAUUAUUGUGGGCGUCAUAAUCCCCAGAAGCCAACUAUGAUGAGAAAGCAACAGAUUAUUAAGACAAUACUUAAAUAAUUUAAAAAAUGGAUUCGAAUUCGGAGUUCGAUGGAGUAGGACACGAAGUUGGAGGCUCCUCCUGAUUUCGAUUAAAAUUAUAAUUAAUUUGCGCUUUUCGGUCAUACAAUAGAUUUUGACUUAUUCUACUCUGUUUCCUUGUUUGCACUUUUAACUUUGUGGUACGUUAAAAUGUCUGGAAAGAACAUAAAAACCCAUGGUAGGAUUCACACAUGACUGAGGCCAAGUGUGCGCGCCGCGAGUGAGUCUCCUUCUUCCCCUGAAUCUGCGUCGCCGAGCGAUGACUCUGACUUCGCUGCACUCAGACUUGAGCUGCUGGCUUUACUGAGGAAGGACAUCGCCGAUAUUUUUGAAAAGGAGCUCCAGGAGACUUUCAGGGUUGCACUGUCUGCUGUUCAGCUUGACCUGCAGGCUGUGAAAACACAGCUGGCUAGUGAUAAAGUUGUUACCGAGACUACCAUAUCAACACUGAAAGGUACUGUUGGGGAAAUGGAGCACACUCUCUCCGGUUGCACCGAUGACAUAGCUCACAUGAAGACUACUAUCGAGUCUCUCACUGCGACCAUGACUCAAUUAGAGAAUAAAUGUGAGGAUUUGGAGUCGAGGUCACGGCUCAAUAACAUUAGGAAAGUGGGAGUCCAGAGGGCGCUGACACAUGUACAACUGCUGCUGUAGCGGCCUUGUUAAAAGAGACGUUUGGUCUGGAGAAGGAGCCGGUUUUGGACCGGUCCCACCGGACCCUUCAGCCGAAGCCCAAGUCUGGCGAACGACCACGAGCUAUUGUGUGCAGAUUCCACUAUCACAGUGACUGUGUUGACAUUUUACACCGUACGAGAGAGCUCCAGCGGAUUAAAGUGAGGGAUUUGACCAUCUUUAUUUCAGCAGAGGAAGCAGGAGACUAUGUUAAACUCUUGAUAUCAGGGUGAACUGUAUCACCUACACAGCGGCGUCUUUUUUGCUCUUCUUUUAUUUUUCAUUUUUUGCACUCGGCCUUCCACCUGUACAGUAUUCGGAUUUUUAUUGAAGAUUUCGUCGUUGCAUUACUUCACCUAGAUUUUGUGGACUCACUCCUCUUAAAUCUACUUCAGUAUUAAUGUGGUUCUCUGUUUUGAGGCUCUGACUGGGUUAGAGUUUCUGUUAAUUUAAUUAUUAGUGUUUUUUCCUCGGCUUUACGUGCUACACUGUUAUAUUAUUUCUUCCAAGUCUUUAAAAGUGUAGGACAUUAUAUUUGUUAUUGUGCGCAGACUGUUCAUCAGACUUGAAGUCAGUGGGGGCUUUUUCUCUUACUGGAACUUUUUGUCUUGGUAAUUUUCUUGAUUAGUUCAGCUUACUCUCCGAGUUGUUUUCACAUUGUGGACAACUUUUGGUUAUUGUGGGAAACACUGCUGUCUCUUUUUUUUUUUUUUAUGGAGACUUUGGGUGUGUGUGUGUUUGGGGGAUUGUGAGAGUAAACAAAACAUGCCAAUGCUUUGAAGGAUGUGAACUGGAACGGAGUAAUGUUAGUCAAUUGCGAAUCUGUUUUUAGAGGUUUUAAACCUAACAUGGUGAACAAAUUAUAUUAUAGAAUUCAGGCAGUUUUACUGGGGUUAUCUCAUACAGUGUGGCAAGUAAUAAUCUGGAAAGACCUUUGUAAUAUCACAGUCUAAAACUGGAUUUAAAGAGAAGCAAAUCAGUAAAUGAAUCACAUGUAAAUGAAUCACACGAAUAUGAAUCACACGAAAAUGAAUCACAUGAAAAUGAAUCACAUGAUUAUGAAUCACAUGAUUAUGAAUCACAUGUAAAUGUAUCAUAUGAAAAUGAAUAAAUAAAUUAAAAUGAAUAAAUGGCUUCAUACAAAACACCUACAAGAGAGCUUACUCCUUGCAAGUUGAUGCAAAGCAUUGGGUCUGUAACCUCUUCAACAGCAAUGACGGUAGACUAGGGCUGCACAAUUAAUCGAAUAUCGAUCGCAAUUACGAUUUUGACUGCCCACAAUUAAAUGAACAUGAUCGACUGCGAUAUUAACGUUUAAAUUUCAUCCUCCGCUAAUAGAAAACUCCACUGCAAAUCACAUCAAGCAAAUCACUUACAGCCAAUCACCAUAGAGUGGCGCAGGGAUGAUGUCAUUUUGUAGUGCCAAAAUCCCGAAAUUGAGUUAGCAUUUUAGCCCUCGAGCUGCUAGCUUUGCUUCGAGCUCCAGCGCUUUGUGUGAGGAGAAAUCAUGACAUUAACAUGAUACUAAAUGGCACUACAGAGGUUGUCGGGGCUAUUAAAUGUCACCGUGCCAAACGGGAAAAAAAUUUGCAGAUAAACUCAAGGCUCUAUAGUGCGACCAUUUCACUCACAUUUGUGACUGGAAAGUAUUUUGUGCGACUGUGAAUAAAUAUUUAUUCUCACCGGUGCGAGUGACCUGUUCGGAGUUGUAUAAUACAAUCAGGAUAAAAACUACAACUCCAAAAUGCAUCUACACCACGCAACAGUUACUUUCACACUGCUUUUCAUCUCCUCAGUCAACCGAACAAAUGUGGAAAUACUGCAAAGAAGCCAUUAUGAUGACAAGUAACUAUGUACAUCAUCUGAUUCAACUUCCUAAUUCACUUCAUUUAAACUCAUGGUUGCCAGAUAUCACUAGAAAAGUCAAAUCCAGUUUCCAUGUUUUGAUUUAAACCCUCCCAAAACACAAUAUUAUCAGCACACAUGGACACUGUACUGGGGGAAUAAAUCUAAAACUGAUAAACAAAAAUAAAAGUGCAAAAAUAUUUUUUUUAAAAUGUGCUUAGUUAUAAAUAAAUAAUUUAAUAUAAAAAAAUAGGUAUUAUAAUAACUUCAUUAAAUAUAAAUAAAAUGAGAAAUAAAAUAAUGUUUAAUUACUAUGGGUUGCAUUUAAUAUAAAUAUGACAUUGAGCUUAGUAAGCUAUUCCUUAGAAAGCUAUUAGCCUUUUUCCUAAUAUUGAUCAUUUUUGUGUUAGUCUACUUUUAAUUAGGACUCUCUAUUUUUUUAAGAUAUUUAAAAAUAAAUAUUUUAUGCUUGUUUAUUUAUCAAUUAACCAACAGUAUCUCAUUGCUAUUAUUUUAACUCAAUUAACAGUGACCAUGAGCAGAGAGUUUACAUUUAACUGUUUAUGACAGACCUCCUGAUUAAAGUUUAAAGUGUCUUUAAAAAAAAUAAAUGAAUUAAGCAAGACUGUUCAAAGUCAGCUGUUAUUUUUUAGGAUGUAAUCUAUAUUAUAAAACAGAUUUUAAUCAUUACAAGUGAAAUGUGUCAUGUUUUUGAUGUUAAAAUACAUUCUCCGAUCCCAGCUUAAUGUGAAAAGACAACUAUAAUUAAGCCUUUUGCCUGCUGAUUUCCACAAAAACUGCACACUCAGUGGUGUGUUCAACAUUGCUGUUUGCAAUACCCCAAAUAGAAUAAUUAGCUCAUCAAUAGCAUAGAGUUUGGUGUGACUACCUGUUUGACAGACAUGUGGACUGUUAUGGAAUUUGUUCUUUGCAAUUUCGUUUUGCCACCAGUGUUGCAGAAAUUAGAUACUUCAUAUUUAAUGUUUUUUUUUUUUUUUUUCCACAGUGGCUUCACAGAGUGAACAUAACUGAAAUAUUGAUGUCACUUCUAUUUAAUAUUUAAUAAUAAUUAAUAAUAAUUAAUAAUUAAUACUAAUUAAUAAUUUAAAAAUGAAAACAGAUAUGCAGUACAUGUAAUUACACUAUAGUUCAAAUUCAAGGUAAUUUACCUAAUUUGUUGUGUUCAGAAUCAGUAUCACUUGAUAGCACCACCUGUUGGCAACAGAAAGUGAGAUGUUUUACAUUCUGAUGCACUCCUACCAACAUAUUCAAAUAUGCCAGCAAGUGGUAAAUAUGCUAGCAACAUGCUAGAAACAUGUUUCACUAUGCUAGCAACACUUAACUAAGUGCUAAAGCAAGUUUUUAUAACGCAAACAUACAAUGUUAAAUCUGUACCAAACUUCACAUAUUUGAUACGAAUCUGGGUCUCAGACUAUCUACAUGCCAAUAUUGGGAUAAAUUCGCACCUUUAAUAUUUGUAUACCGUGUUGAUAUUUCUGUAAAGCUGCUUUGAGACAAUGUCUAUUCUAAAAAACGCUAUACAAAUAAAAUUGAAUUGAAUUGAAUUGAAUAUUCAGUUAUAGUCAUAGCGCCACCUACUGCCAACAGGAAGUGACAUGAGCUACACUAACUCAGACACUCAAUCUGUUCAAUCUGCACCAAACUUAACAUGUUUUGUACAAAAUCUGGGCUGAGGCUACAUACAUGCUAAUAUUCAGUUAUAGUCAUAACGCCACCUGCUGCCAACAUGGACUGGCAUGUUUUACACUAACUCAGACAUGUUCAAUCUUCACCAGACUUCACAUAUUUGAUACGAAUCCUGCCCUGAAGACAUCUACAUACCAAUAUUCAUUCAUCAUUAUACCGCCACCUGCUGGCAACAUGAAGUGACAUGUUAAACACUAAUGUAUUCCUAGAAACAUAUAAAAAUAUGGCAGCAAAUUCUAAACAUGCUAGCAACAUGCUAGAAACAUGUUAGAACAUGCUAGCAACACUUAGCUAAGUGCUAAAGCAUACUAUUACUGCUAUUAAACAAGAUGUUUUUAUAACUGAAGCAUACAAUGUUCAAUCUGCAUUAACUUAAUAUGUUUUAUACUAAUUCUAGCCUGAAGACAUCUACAUGCCAAUAUUCAGUUAUUAGUCAUAGCGCCCCCUACUGGAAACAGGAAAUUACAUGUUUUACAUCAUAGAACAUACAACACUCCUAACAAUAUAUAAAUGCUAAAAAGUGUUUUAAAAAAAAUGGAACAGAGUGCCCCUGGCAGAGCAGGCCCAACAUGCAUCCGGGUGCAAGGGCCCUUUCAUUAUUAUUAUUAUUAUUAUUAUUAUUAUUAUUAUUAUUAUUAUUAUUAUUAUUAUUAUAUUCGUUGCAUUUCAUGCAUUCGUGUCAUUUUAAGGGCCUAAACAUACGCGAAAACUCACGAAACUUGGCAGACGCAUCAGAAUCGGUGAAAAUUUAAGUUACGGCAUGGGCGUGGUCGAGGAGCUCCAUAGCAUCCCCGAAUGUAGGCAAUGGUCACGAUGACGUUGCUCCGAUGUGCACGAGAUUUACCAUAGUCAUUGAUCUCAUCAAGUGCGACAAAGUUCACAUGGUUGUAUCUGACUCCGCCCAACAGGAAGUCGGCCAUGUUGGAUGAAAUGUUGGAUUUUCAAAGUUUCCCGCGGUGUUUUGAGAGACUUAAGAUGGCUUAAAAUCCAUGAAACUUUACAUAUGCAUUUGUCUUACGACGUUAACUGAUGUGAUGUUGCAUUUUAUCAUAGUUGUGCCUCAUCGGCUCCAUUGCGCCCUCUAUGAUUUAAAUGCACAUUUGACACCUUUGGAAUGCUCAAAAACCUAGGAUACUUGGCACACUUAUUAAAGUAUGGCAAAAUGAUAUUUAUUUGGUCAUUUAACUUAAGUUAGCGCUAUGUUUCACCUACAUGUACGAAAUUCGGGAAACGUGUAAGAUACCAAUACGUACAAAAAGCUCUUUUGAACCCAUACCCUAAACUCAACAGGAGGUCAGCCAUUUUGAUUUUUCUCUUAAAUUUUUGCUCCUUUUUUUUGUCAUUUCCAGGCCUCGUACUUUAUAUACUCCUCUUAGAGCUUUCAUCAGAUCGGCAUCAUAUUUGGUCAGUCUCAUCUAAAGGCACUGACGAUGCUAAAUUGCGAAGCUUUUCAGUUCCGUUUCAAAGGGAACUUCGACGUUGCAUUAAGCAUAAUAGUAUGGGAGCGCCCUUGCACGCGUGGCCGGUAUCUGAAGCUUGUGCUUCUACUUAUAGCCCUGCCACGAUCAGGUGACGUGGCAAUUAAGCGCAUCACAUGAUAUAUGUAUAUAUGGCACCUGUGAGCCACGCUGCCAGCCUUAUUAUCUUCAGCGAGACUGCAUGUCUGUUGUUUGUGUGACAAAAAGAUGCUUCAUUUCUACUCUGUAUUUUCUCAAAAUUUCUAAACUUUUCUAUCCCUUUUUAAAAAAAAAGAAAAGAUAAAGAAAGAAUGAGCAAGAAAGAAUUCAGAAAGUGUGUUACGCCUUGCUCCCAUUUCAUCACGGGAGGAGAUGGACUUCACUUUCUUUGUGAAGUGUUUGGGCGUGCAGCAUGCAACGGCAGCCAUGGAGGGGUCUGUCUGUCAGCAUUGUGAACAUUUCACAAUUAGGCAGCUCCGCUCACAUCUCGCUCUCUUCUUGUCCAAAGGGAAUUGGGCUUCAGAGCCUCGCGGAUCUGUGCCGGCCACUGCCGCGGCAGCAAGCCAGCUCAGGUCCUGGGGAUCUCGUAUGGAUUUGGAACAGGACCCGGAGACGAGCGCUGCUCUAUCUCUUGCGCUGUCUUCCGGGUCCGGCUCUCCGCCUGACUUUGGAGCUCCCGUUGCAACUUCUCCUUCCUCUAUGGAAAGCCAAAACACCCUCACUGACUCUGAGGAUUCGGUAGAGGGUGCCAUUGCACCAAAAACCCGACAGCAAUAUAAAGAGCUGCUUGAGGUGAUUUGUUUUAAAUGCACAUUUGACACCUUUGGAAUGCUCGAAAAGUCAGGAUAUUUGGCACACUUAUUAAAGCGCCACCAACAAAAUUUCACCAAUGUGCGCCUCGCGCUACAUUUCACCUACAUGUAUGAAAUUCGGGAAUCAUGUGUAAGGUGCCAACACGUACAAAAAGAUAUCUUGAACCCAUACCAUAAACUCAACAGGAAGUCAGCCAUUUUGAUUUUUCUCUUAAAUUUUUGCUCCUUUUUUGCCAUUUCCAGGCCUCGUACUUUAACGUACUCCUCCUAGAGAUUUAAUCAGAUUGGCAUCAUAUUUGGUCAGUCUCAUCCAAAGACAUUGAUGAUGGUAAAUUGUGAAGCUUUUGAGUUUUUGCUGCACGAUGUGGGUGUGACGGACUCACAAAUUUCAAUGUUUCGCCAUGAAAAAGGAAGUUGUUAUAACUCAAACAUACAAUGUCCGAUUUGCUCCAAACUUCACAUGUUUGGUAAAAGUUCAGGCAAGAAGACAUCUUUAUGCCAAUAAUCAGUUGUAGUCAUAGCACCACCUACUGGCAACAUCCAUUUCCAGCCCACGUAUUUUAACAAACUCCUUCUAGAGAUUUCAUCUGAUCAACAUCAUAUUCAGUGUAAUCUAAAUGCGUUGGCUAUGACAAAUUGUGAAGUUUUUGUGUUUUCGUAGAAGGGCAUGUCCGUGGCGUCCUGAUAAUUUUCGAUAUGAAACAAAUCACAUUUUUUAGGCUUGAAAAUUAAUGCAACUUUGGACACACCUCAAAAGUGGCGAACAUUUACAUCUGAUACAGGUUUUUAGAAUUAAGUGUGGCAGAAUGGCUCGAUAGCGCCACCUACAAAAUUUCCAUGAUGUGUUUCCACUACAUUUCACCUACAUGUACGAAAUUCGGUACACAUGUAAUCUGCCAAAACGUACAGAAAAGUCUCUUAAAAUCAUGCCGUAAACUCAACAGAAAGUCAGCCAUUUUGAUUUAUCUCUAAAAAUUUUUGCCCAUAUCUUGCCAUUUCCAUGCCUUGUACUUUAAUGAACUCCUCCUAGAAAUUUCAUUGGAUUGACAACAUUUUAGGUCAGUCUCAUCUAAAGGCCUUGAUGAUGCUAAAUUGCAAAGCGUUUGAGUUUUCUCUGCAUGGCUUGGGCGUGGCGGUCUCACAAAUUUUGAUGUUUUGCCAUGAAAAGGGAAGUUGUUAUAAGUCAAACAUACAAUGUCUAACGUGCUCCAAACUUCAGAAGUUUGAUAAAAGUCCCACCCUGAAGACAUCUACAUGAAAAUGUUCAGUUAUAAACAUAGCGCCACCUGCUGGCAACAUGACCUGUCAUGUUUUACACUCAGACAUACAAUGUUCAAUCUGUACCAAACUUCCCAUGUUUUGUACACAACCUCGGCGUGAGGCUAUAUACAUGCCAAUAUUCAAUUAUAGUCAUAGUGCCAUAGGAUUCAUAUCAAACUUCACGUUUGAUAUGAAUCCUGGCCUGAGGACACCUACAUGCAAAUGCUGUUGUAAAUUUUGUCAUAGAGAAAAGAUAUUUAGUUCCUCAGAUUACUCUUCUCAUGUUGAUCACCAUGCAUGUCUUACAGUGAGACUCCACCCAUUACAGUAGUCACAUUUUGAAAUGUACAGUAUUCAGUUUUUUUGUUACUCCUCAAAGAAAUUUUGUCCAAUUCUUACCAAAAUUGGUUCAGAUGAUCAGUGGACAAAUCACUAAACAGAAUUUUGAUAUAUUUUGAUCAUAUCUGUUCAAAUGAUACAGUAUCUGUUAACCUUCUAACUAAUGCUUUUCUCUGCUCAUUCUCACCUUGGAUACUCUCCUCAGUAUCACACCAAAGCUGCAUUCUCUGUGAUAAACAACAAGCUUUAGUUCAAAAGACCCUAUGUUCGAUUCCCAUGGAAUGCAAGUUCUUUAAAGUGUCUUUAAUUGUUUGUCAUUUGGUUCCAUUUUUUUGUCGCUCAGCAUUGCAGUAAACAUUGAACCUCUUGCCAUGUAAAUAAAUGCCUCUGUUCUGUUAAUUUCCUGUUCAAUCUUAUUCUCAGAGGUGCUUCUGAACCUAUCUUUUAUUCAUUCAUGUACAUUCUAUUUCUCCUCUUCGUGCUCUUCAGGCUCCACAUUGCGCUUACUGUGGUGCUUAGCCCCUUUAACAGGUGCUUAGUUCCUUUGGUGCUUAGCCCCUUUAAUCACUGCUUGAAUCUAUAAUUAGGGUCCAAGCACCAAAGGAAGUGCGUAGGCACCUAUUGUAUCAGUUAGUUUUCUUCUUCUUAUUAUUAUUAUUCUCGACUGGGAGUCUAUGGCAGCCCUAUGAACCAUAAGUAGGAAAAUUAUGAAAUUAUCAGUGGACAGACCCGCACAAAAAUGAAUGAACAGAAUUUUGAUAUUCAUUUGUUCAAAAGAUAUGACCCAGUGUCUGUUAACAUUAUAACUAAGGCGUUUCUGUGCUCAUUCUCACCUUGGAAGCUUUCCUCGGCAUCAAAACAAAUGUGUAUUCUCUGUGUGGUGCACUUUAAUAAACGACAAGCUUCACUUCUAAAGAUUCUUGGUCCUUUCCUGGUGCCAGUUCUUAAAAAUGUCUGUAAUCUUGUCAUUUGUUUAAUUUAUUUUCCAUUAAAUGCUGCUUGCACCUUUAAUUUAAUGAUUCUAUUUGGUGAGCUGUUGCAUUGGCCUGAAUGUUUGAGAAGCCAAUGAUGCUCUGACUCCACCCCACUGAUGUUUACUGACAGCUUAGGACAGAAUGAAAUAAAACUCUCAUUAUGAAUUAAAAGCCUGAUUAUGAAAUGAAAACAGGGCAUUAUGAAAUUAUUUUAAAAAAGGCCAUUUUGACAUAAAGGAAAUUUGACGAUGUUUUUGGAAAAAUGAGUAUAGUGAAAUGUUUUUUUAAUAAUCAGUAAUAUUUAUUUUAUUAUUUUACAAUACAUUGAUUCAUAUUUAUUGCUUAAUUUACUCAUUUUAUUAUUUAUAUCAUGGGCAUUAUUAUUUUAUUUUAUUAUUUUUUUUACUAAAAUGGCAUUUCAUGUAAUCGGAUCGAUUAACUAUUCUCUAUAACCAAUAAGUAAGUCUAGUUUGGAAAACCACACCAGCUGGCUGUUGGGUGGGCCGCCUGCCAUUUUCCAUCCAGCAGCCAUCUCUCCACGAUCAUAUAACCGCUAUCAACCAGGGAGGGUGAAGGCUAAAAAGUGCUUCCCCUAAGACAAUUGAAGCUAGCCAACUGCAUCGUUUGAACUUCACAGAGCAGCAUAAGUGGGCUGGUAUCCUCAGCAUACAAGUUCACAGAUGGCCACAGGGAUUGAAUUUGUGAUCUCUGGAUGACAGGGUGAACACUUUUCUGUUGCAUCACUUGGGAGGGAAAAAAAGCAACCUUAAAUAAACAUACACUGAAUCUGUUAGUAGUUAUAUCAUACAUUUUCUGUCAAACUGUCAAUCAAAGUGUUGUGUGUGAUAAUUUAUGACCCUCUGUGCUUCCCUGACUGGCAGGUCUGUAGGGGUGGUCCACUGUAUCAGCUGGUCAAUCUGGCUCCUUUGUGUCUGGGGGUGUUGUGGAGAGGUGUGUGGGGGGAAUAGCCCCCCUCCCAACAAAAGGUGUUUAUGUUAAUGAGUUUGGUUUUUGGUGGGGUGAAAUACGUCUGAAAAGAAAUAAUGUUUUUAAUAUGGGGAUGUGUUUGUGUUACUUUGUGGCGUUAUUUCGUUUGUGUAAACACAUUGUUAGAAAAGCAUGAUGUUUGAAUGUGUACAUAUAUGAGUAGAAUAUUUGUUUUGUGAAAUAAGUGAAAACAAUUGUUGAUUAUGUUUUAGGGAUCCCGGUUUUCCUUUGAAUAAAAAGUUUAGGAGUUAAAGCGUCUUUAAAAAAAAAAAAAAAAAAAAAUCUGUUUAAAAUAAUCGUUUGUAUUGCAUACAUUCUAAACCCAAACCUUUAGGAUGUAAAAAUGAUUAACAGAGCUGUUUAAAAAGAAUCCAUAUUGCUAUGCUUCCCCCCCAAAAAAAACACAUAAAAACUUUAGGAGGUAAAAAUGGUUAAAAGAGCUAGAGGGCUAAUUUAUGGCCUCGUCCUUGUCAGGCCUGCGUUUCUCUAGGAGUGCUUAAUUUAUGGCCCUUUGUUUCUUCCUGACCAAAGAGUUUUUUUUAUAACCAGGGGGGUUCGUGGUGUGAUCCUACAGAUUGUUUAUGAUAAUGAGUGUCUGUGGGGGUGUUAAUGGCUUUACGACACACCCUACAAUAGGUAUGCUUUAUGUUUAAAAGUAGGGUCAGUUACGCAGAAGUCUCUAAGAUCUCGGCUGUGUAUCAGAGCGCUGUGUAAUUUUAGGCGAAUCGUCGAUUCUCGUUUUAACUCACCGCUAAAGCUUUAUAUAUUAUUUUGGAGAAUACUUCAAAGAGGAGAUGGCUGUCUGUCGUAACAGUAAGUGUUUUGUUUUAUUAUUAUUAUUAUUAUUAUUAUUAUUAUUACACAUUGUUAAGAAUGUUUUUAUUUAUAAACGAAUUUAUGGGUUUAUUGUGGUGGAUUAAACGGGUAUCUAAUGCUACAGGUGAUGCUGACAUUGUGUCUAUCCCGGACAUCGUAGACGAAAUCAAGUUUCUGAACAAGGCAAGCGGCACGUACGUUGUUAUUCUUUAUAAGUGUUCGAUCCUAUGUAUGACGUGUAUGUGUUUAAUGAUUUUACUUUAUUUUACACAAAGGGGCGAACACAGAAGUCCCGCGAGUCAGGUUGGAAAACCCCGUGUUGGGAUUGUCAAAUCUUGUAAACAAGAUCGCUGCACCCGAGUUCAAAAAUAAUGAACCGCGCGCUAUAGACUCUUGUUUGGACUGGAAUCAGGAGCUGUUUGAUUCGUGGGACGCCUGUGUAUUUACCCCGGUUCCUGGAGACGAUCUGCCUUCAAACCAAGAAGCAUUUGGUCGCGAGGCUACUGUUAUUAUAGACAAUAACAGAGACUCGGCGGAGGUGAUAUGAACCGGGUUCAAGGCCAUCGAGGAUCGUAUUGCUGGAUUUGAAAAGACUUUUGCUAGCGUCACCGAGCAUCUGGACGUUAUAGAGAAAAAUCAGCGUCUUUAUAAUCAAAGUGUUGUGGAAACAUUACAAAACCAUACCAUCACACAUAAACAAAUCAUAGCAACCCAGAAGCUUCUUGCUGGGGAGAUUCGUCGCGUUGAUCACAAACAACACCUGACGACGGAAUUGUUAAAACAGUUUGUACAGUUGGUUAAAAUCAAGAAACUCCGGUGAGUUGUACAAUAAGUAUUUUAUACCCCUCUGUGUGUGUGUGUGUGUGUGUGUGUGUGUGUGUGUGUGUGUGUGUGUGUGUGUGUGUGUGUGUUUAUUUAUUUGCUGGUUCGUAUCGGGUUUACUGUGUGUGAUUUUUUUUUUUUUUACUAGUUUUUGUUUCCAUUCAAAACAAAAUCUGUAAAAAUGUCAAAGCGGUGUGGUGAAAACUCGUGUAAUCUGGGAGCAGCAAUUAAAUUUAGAAGAUGCGACGACGAUGGUCUGUAUACUUUUGAACAGCGUGGCAAUACAGAGACAUUACAUGGUUUAAUUCGGACAGUGGAGGAUCUGAAUAGACAGCAGUCUACCACCAAUACUUUGUUGGACUUAUUAAACAGUGUUAGAUCAAUGGCUGAGGUUCAAACAGAACCACUGCCUAAAUCGUUGUUAGACAUCGGUUCAAAUUCGUUGUUAGACAGCGAUUCAAAUUCACAGCAGGUGGGGUGGUGGACAGACAGUCACUCGUUUAAUCCUUCGGAGCCAAAUUUUGGGUUAUCCGAAGCCGCUAUUGAGUCUAUCGUAAGAGAGGGUGGGUCCGUUGGUGGUUAUACGGUGGUACCGAGACGCAGAUUUAAUGGAUUGGAGAUACGGCAUCGUAUAAACAUGCGUGUGAUAACCGCUCCAGACCUGGCAGCGUACGCUAUAUUUCUGCAUGAUAUCAUGUCUGAAAUAGUGUCGUUUUCCAGACUGCUGGCCGGCGAUGGGGGCUUAAUCAACAUUACCUUGAGAGGCCCUAGUCUACCCUCUGACGUUAACGCUGUCUUGUCACCUGAUAACGUUUACGAUUUGCACAUAUUCACACAACAACUAGAGAACAUUAUGCAAAGUAAUUCUGACGUACGGGCUGAUGAAUGUCUAGAUCUGAACGUGUCUAUAGCUCUCGGUAAACACGGUGGUGCUUAUCGAAAGAUACGUGAUUUAGUUCAUAACGAGGUGAUUGUCAGAAACAGAAUGAAUCUGUUCUGUCCCAACAACAUAUCUAACAAUCUGUGUUUUGCGAUCUGUCUGUCACAUUUUCUACAACCGCAUUCGCCAUGUAGUGAACUUGAGUCGUUAGCCGCGUCUCUACAGAAAACUGCAGGGUAUUCGGUACAACAAAAGAUAGGGUUUAAUGACAUCACACGGUUUGAACGGUUGUUACAUGUUAAAAUAGUGGUGUUCCAUAGGACAUGUUCUGGUCUGUUGGAACACUUUACGAACAAUGACGAGCCUCAUAAUAAGACCGUGUUCUUGUAUCUACACAACGAACAUUAUUUCUUGAUUAAGAACCUAAAAGCAUUCAUUGGUACACCAUAUGUGUGCGAAUACUGCUAUCAUUGUUUUACUAGCCGUAGAGACCACAGGUGUAAAUACGUUUGCGAUGUAUGUAAUGCACCUGAUUGUCAUAAAUACGUUGGCAAAACGAGGCAAUGUCACGAUUGUUUGCGGUACUGCAGAUCAGCCUACUGCUAAAAAGCGCAUAAACAAACACAAACAGGACAACAGUACGCUCAGUGUGAUGUCACUAAACACUGUCAGAAAUGUAAUAGGCGAUAUCACGUCAACGGAGCAGCACCAAAAAACAUGUGUGCCCUGCAGAACACUGUAUCCAUUGUAAAGCCUAAUUGGUUAAUGACGGAGUACACCAAUGUUUCAUACAACCGAUAAAAAUGGAACCACCUAGACAAAUACAUUUAUUAUGAUUUUGAGACACAACACACGGACGGUAAACACGUAGUAAAUUUCGUAUGCGCCAUUACAUUUAAAGGGGAAGAGUUCACAGCCGCUGGUACAGACUGAAUAGAUCAACUUGUUAAAAGGUUUAGACAGCCUCAUUAUCAGAAUUACACAUGGGUUGCACACAACGCUUCAGGGUUUGACAAUUUUAUACUAUUGGAAUAUUUUGCAAAAGCAGGCCUAACACUCCAAAUUACUAUGCAAGGCUGUCGGAUCAUUUUAAUGUAUGAUAAGACAUUCAAGCAACGUUUCAUCGAUAGCUACUCUUUCAUCCCUAUGCGUCUGUCCAUGACAUCCGCCGCGUUAAAUCUAACCUGUGCUGAGAAAGGUCAUUUUCCACAUCUGUUCAAUAGAACAGAAAAUGAAGACUGCGUUGGCCCAUACCUUGAUAAGCAUUUCUACGGCUAUGAGACAAUGUCUGACAAAGAGAGGUUUGACUCUGUUUGAUGAGUGGUAUGUUACCGUGUCGGGUAAGGUUUUUGAUUUAAAAAAAUAGAGCUCGCCAUGUACGGCAAGAACGAUGUCGUUUUACUCCGUGAGGCAUCUAUGAAGUACCCUGACGAAUUCAUACAAUGUUCCAAACUCGACCCAUUCAGAUACACCACUUUAGCAGCGUGCUGCAUGGCCGUGUAUAAAACCCACUAUCUACCUAAAGACACACUAGCUCUGACCCAUAACAAUGCAUACACAAAUCAGAACAAGACAUAUUCAGCCGUUUCCAUUGAAUGGCUUGAAUUUGUCAAAACAACACGAGGCGUGAACAUUCAGCACUCUUUAAAUCAUGGAGAGAUGGUGAUUGGAAAAUAUCAUCUCGAUGGUUAUUAUGAAAAGGAUGGUGUCAAAUACGGUUUCGAAUUCAACGGAUGCAUGUUUCACGGACAUGAAUGUCGUUAUAACCCAAACCAUUUACAUCCGUUAUCAAAAGUGCCCUACGGUUUGCUCAGAAGACAGUUUGAUGAUAAGGUCGAAAUUUUGGAAGAGGCAUAUGGUCUCGAUAUUGAGGUGAUGUGGGAAUGUGAUUGGAAUAACGCUAAACAGAACGAUGUCGCUGUAAUGGCGUUUAUGUCCACUUACACACAUCCUGAAUGAUUGAAACCGCGCAACGCGCUAUUUGGUGGUCGUACUAACGCGUACAAAUUGUAUCACAAAGCCGACAAUAGUGAAAAAAUACGAUAUGUCGACUUUACAAGUUUGUGCCCCUUUUGCCAGGCCAAAAAAUGUUACCCCAUAGGACAUCCACAAAUAAUUUUCAAGGAUUUUGAACCUCUUGAAAAUUAUUAUGGGUUUGUCAAGGCUACAGUGCUACCACCACGAAAACUGCUUCACCCCGUCCUUCCCUAUAGGACCGGUGGUAAGCUUAUGUUUCCACUUUGUCGUACAUGCGCCGAACAUCACAAUCAGACAGACCCGUGUGGUCAUACUGAUGAGGCAAGAGAUAUUUCAGGGUGUUGGGUCAGCAUAGAGCUGUUGAAAGGUGUAGAAAAGGGUUAUAUUGUAACAAACGUGGACGAGGUGUGGCAUUUUCCACAACGGUCAGAAACUUUGUUUUGUGAUUAUGUUAAAACAUUUUUACAAUAUAAACAAGAGGCCAGUGGUUUCCCCGCACACGUUAUGACAGACGCAGACAAGUAAUCCUACAUCUCAGACUACUUUGAGAAAGAGGGGAUUAAGAUGGACGCCGGUAAGAUAAGUCGCAACCCAGCACGGCGUUCUAUGAACAAACUUCCGCUGAACUCACUUUGGGGUCGUUUCUCCAUGCGUGAAAACUUGCCGUGUACAGAGUUAAUUUUGGACCCGGAACAACUUACACAGAACAUAAUCGGUGACAGGUAUGAUGUUAAACACUUUUCCUACAUUUCAGACAGCGUGGCUCUAAUUCAGUGGUGUUAUGCGGAUGGGAAAGGGGGGCAGACUCGCGACAUCAACAUCUUUCUUGGGGCUUUCACAAGAGCUCAUGCCCGUCUAGAACUUUACGAAUUAAUGGACAAAUUGGGUGACAGGCUGUUGUACAGUGACACAGACAGUGUGAUCUUCACAUCUAGAGAGGGUGACUGGGAACCUCCGUUGGGCCCCUAUCUCGGUAAUUUAACUGACGAGGUUGGAGCUCAUGAUCAUAUUGUAGAAUUUUGUUCAGGCGGACCAAAAACAUAUGGCUACCGCAUUGCGAAGGGUAAGGUAUGCAUGAAAGCCAAAGGUGUCACGCUCAAUGCAGUAAAUUCAAAAGCCAUUAGAUUAGACACCCUGAUUGGACUUGUCGAUCACUACGUCGUGGGGGAGGAUAAUAGUCGUCAUGUACUGGCAUACACAGAUACCAUUGUACGUAAUAAAAAACAAUUCACACUACACAACAGGUCAGUUGUUAAAAAGUUUAAGGUUGUGUACAACAAACGCGUACUGCUCCCAGAUUUCACAACGAUCCCAUAUGGCUUCUGACAAUCUUUUUGGACAUAGGAGAGAGAGAUAGUUUGUAUAUAUUGUAACCGUAGUUUUGACAGGUAUAGGUCAAAGGUCAAAAAGAUACACAUUCUAACUCUCUAUAUCUAGAUCAAAGGUCAUGAUCAUAAAAAUAUGAAUAGUUAUGUUAAAUCUGGAUCACAUCCAUUCGUGACCAUACAUGGUGCGGCCAUGUGUGUUUUUCCGCCCCACACACGUUGCACACAUGGUCCUUCUUUUCACAUAGAAUAUGAAACUCUCUGUGGUAGGUCAUAAAAAUAUAUAUAGUUAUGUUAAAUCUGGUUCACAUCCAAAUCGUGACCAUACCUGGUACGGCCAUGUGUCCCCCCCACCCCCCCCACACACACACACACAAGUUGCACACUCAUGUUUUUUCUAACACUCUGUGGUAGGUCAUAAGAAUAUAUAUAGUUAUGUUAAAUCUGGUUCACAUCCAAAUCGUGACCAUACCUGGUACGGCCAUGUGUCCCCCCCCCCCACCCCACCCCCCCCCCACACACACACACAAGUUGCACACUCAUGUUUUUUCUAACACUCUGUGGUAGGUCAUAAAAAUAUGUAUAGUAGAUAUUAAAUCUGGUUCACAUCCAUUCGUGACAGAAACGUUACCAUACAUGGUACGGCCAUGUGUAUUACACAUCCAAACAAAAAUAUGACGCACACAAACGCACUUUAUUUUCACAUUAUUUAAAAGGAAUUUAAGUGUUAUGUACUAAAUUACCAUAAUUAUGAGCACAAGUUGUUAAGUUGACAAUCAUUUUUAAAUUUAUGUUUCUCCAUUUAGAUUGUCUGCAGUAGAAUGCAGUCUUUUAAUCCAGGAAAAAUGACUGCCUUUAAGUUUUAUAACAAUAGUAAGUAAAAUCCAGCGUGAUUUACAUUACAAAUCUCAUACGUAACAUCUCUGCAGGAUUUAUAGACGUUAAAGCACUGAAUGAAAUGAACAAUAUAGACAAAAAAUAAACACUCUGUGUCUACUACUUUUAUCUCUCAUAGAACUAUCCACAGUCCAAAGGCUGUGGAGCUAGAAGGCUACGUGUGCGAAUGACAAAAGAUUUUAAAAAAUAAAAUAAAAAAUGUAUCAAUACAUGAAAUUAGAUUACACAAUGUAGUUGAGGUUUACAUGAAUAAGCAGAAAUGUAAUCAUGCUUAUCUUUCCUAUAGCACAAUUGAAAAGCCCUCUCUAGAUGAACAGAUUUGUCAAAUGAAACUUUUUCCUUCUUAUCCACUGCUACGGUAAACUAAAGAGUGGAUAUUCAAAUUACACUGCUAAAUAUGACUAGCAUUAGCUACGUGUAGUAGUGCAAAAUAGUACAUCAAAUGUAUUAGCAGGUGUAGCCUAUACACGAAUCCACUAUUGGUCAUAUCACAACUGAGAACAUGCCCCAAAUUCAUUGCUUUAGUAGAAUUUAAUGGUAAGUGAAAUGAUAAUCACAUUGUAAUGUCCUUAGUAUUUGUUCAGUCUACAGGUCCUCUAACACUCUGUUAAAUGAAUAAAUGUAAAUGUACUACAACGUAAAUUUUGUUUUAAAUCAAUUAACGCAGAAAUUACACACAAUAUUAAGUUGAUGUAAUUAUCAACAUUAUUAUGUCAACACCACUCAUCAAAAUAAUGUGUACAACUUUAAAUAUUUAAUUAAUUCAAUAAAUUAGAUUUUUAUUAUUUAUUUAUUUUUAAUUUUUAUCUUGCAACCCCACAUUAAAUUUAGAUUGUGGGGGUUUGUUUUGUAUAGCUCCGCUGUUAGAAAAUACAUGAUGGUUGAAUGUGAACAUAAAUGAGCAGAAUGUAAGCUUGUGAAAUAAAUUAAACUUUAUUGAUUGCACUUUUUGAGAAAAUGGCAUGACUUUGAAUAAAAAUUUACUGAAAUAAAUACUCUAAAACAUUGAUAUACCCAAAGAAAUGUAAAAAAGAAAAAAAUAAUAAAAAAAAAACUUUUUACAUACCUUCUAAAUAGGUCCCUUUAGGAGGUAAACGUUUUAAAGACGGUGUUUUAUAAGAAACGCGCGUAUUACAUGCCUUCUAAACCUAACCCUUUAGGAUGUAAAAUGUUUAAAGUGCUGCUUAAAAGAAUCGAGAGUUUUGUUUAAACUAGAAGACACAUUUUCCGGGGAAUGUCUUGUAGGCCUAUACACAGUGUCCUACACAUCUGAAGUGUGUGUGUAUGUGGGUGUGGGGGGGUGUGCGUGCGUGUGUGUGGGUGUGUUAGAGAGAGAGAGAGAGAGAGAGAGAGUCGAGUGUUUCCUGGGGGUUUGCUGACCAGACUGCUUACAGUGUGUUUAUGUUAAUGAAUUAAGGUACGAGUCGUGUGUUUUAGGGUUUAACGAUCCCUACCAAUGUGUACAUUUGUGGUUUAAGUGAAUCUUUGUUUCUGAAAUUACUUCUGUGGUAAUUAUCAGUUUGUGUAACUAAUCUAUCAGAAAAUACUAGACCUGGUGACUGAAUGUGGUAGAUGUAUUAGAAUUUUGGACAUGUUAUGCAUGUGUAGCUCCCUAUGUGUAUGAUCUAUGUGUAAUCCUUCUGUCAAGAAAUGAGCAGACUGAGGUUUGUGAAAUAAUUGAACUAUUUAUUGGCUACGUUGUUGAGAAAAACACUGUGAUGUGUAAAACAUUUCUACAGUCCUUCAAGGCUGUAUGAUGUCGUUGUUCUCUUUUACUGAAAGAAAGGUCAAAACCAUCGGUGUUAUUCGUUGUGAAGACUGAAGUGACAAUAUGUCUGAAGAAAAUGAAAAUAUGUAUUACAUAUCCUACCUGCUAACCAGGUUAUUUUAAGGGUGAAAAAACCUUUUUUAAAGACGGUGUUUUAAAAGAGUCGUGCAUUUUGUUUAAACUAUAAACAAGAUUUCAGAAAAUGGUACGCCAACGAGGAUACUUACACAGAACUAUCGCUAAAUACAUAAGCUUUUGUCUAUGCUUUGACAUCCCAUGUCCCAGCAGUACAUUUAUGACCUCUGAUGACCAUGUGGGUGUGCGGGGGGUGGGUGUGAGAGAGAGAGAGACACACAGGUGUUCUUUCGGGGGUUUUGCUGACCAGAAUUCUUACAAAUGUGUUUGUUAACGAAUUAAAGGGAGUCGUGUGUCUCAGUGUUUAAAAUAAUGGUUAAGACGUCGUAGUUAAAACACAGAAGAAACUCUGCAACUAUCUGUUACAAUGUCUGCUCCGAGAAAUCCUAAUACCCUUAGAAGAUUGCUGUGUAUUCACCAACAAGAGGACCUGUUGAAAUGAGAGAGGACCUGACUUUUGCUCCAAAUUUUUUUUUUUUUUUUUUUUUUUUUUUUUUUUUUUUUUUAAAAAAACCCAAGAGAUUAGUUUGACAAUUUAUUAAUGAAGGUAAUGUAAAGACGUUGUUGUUUAACCCUGAGCAGGGCGUCAACAGCUCCAAAGAUCGUGUCUUAAGUCCGAGGGUUUAGUUAGGAGGUAGAAAAACAUUUAAAGAUGAUGUUUUAAAAGAAACAAGUGUUUCAUCCUUAAUGGUAAAAAAGAAAAAUGGUUGUACUCCAAUAUGAAAUAAAACGGUGGAGACACACUGAGUACACUUCUGUUCCACAGUCUAUAAGGAUCCCCAAACUUCAUGUAGUGUGGAAAAAUAUAUACACCCUCCGUGACUACGUUACUUAAGGUUUAAACAUUUUUAUUUUGCGAUGGCAGCAAGACAAAACGGUUGUGCAUUUGGUAUGUGGUGAUUUUAGAAUUAGGCCCCAAAUGUCAAAUAUGUUUUGUGUAUGGCUUCGUCAGGCAAAGAUCACGAUGGUAUGGAAAGAGUAUACAAGAGUAAUUGGGGUGAUCUAAUGCUUAGGACUUGUACAGUACUUCAGCUCGGGAACGUCCCACCAUGGCGUUCAGAGAGGCGUUAUCUAUGGUACACGUAUAUAUAAUAUAGAUCAGAUCACCAGUCUGUCUUUACCCACUCCUGAUCUGGGGGUGGGUGGGAUGGGGAUAACAGUUCAGGCAUAUUUCCAACAGAACAGAAUAUUAGACAUUUAGUGUAAACUAGUGAAAAAAAAAAAAAAAUCUCUGAAACAUUUCAGUGAAAAUAGUGGUCCAUAUUUAAUGCAUUAUAUUAGAAAUGAUAGUACAGUCUUUGUUGAUCAGUUACCAACUCAUACUUUAUAAUAAUUUGUUUAGGAGCAUCUGAAUCUGGCAAAUAACUUUUAUUGCAUUUAGGCAUACAAUAAAAGUUAAUAAAAAAAUUAGGAAGAAAUGACUUGUGCACUACUGCUGCGGAUAUUAAGUCAAACCAUUUUGUUCAAACUUCAGCAUGACCCAUAGAGAAGCAGAAACCUAUGGCACCUUAUGAAUACCAUGUGAAGGAUUACGUUGACUCGUCCCUUACAGUUACAAAGACAUGUCCCUGUGCAGGAUCACCUUCGCACCAGCAUCGGACCCCUCUUAUCCCAUUUCAACGUAUAAGAAAAGGCAAAAUGUAAUAUAAGAUGUAUUAGAAUAUAUUUAUAAAAUAUAACUCAUUAUGAGGAAGAAACAUAAAAUAUUAUUUAACAAGGUCUGCCGUUCAGCCCUCUUAACUGUAAGAGCAUCAUCAGUAUUGUACGGCAGUUGGGGAACAGUAGUUAGCUUUCAGAUGUCAGAUAUAAAACAACUUUUUGAGUCACAGUGCCAAACUACUGGUAUUAUAUUCGGAUCCUUCUUUUUCAGCAUGAAGGACCGGCAUUUAUUUAAUAGACAGAUGGUACAGCCAUAUACUUGGUCAGAGGAUUUAGGAAUUUCUUUGAGAAAGGUUCAUUGUUUUUGUUCUUUUAUCAUAGCUUCAGUUUGUAUACUUACUUUGGUUAGUGACUUAAACUGUUUUAUUAGGUAUGGACAGAUUUCUUUAACAGGGAACGAUGAUAGGUGAAGAUUAAGUUGGUAUGCGUGUACAAAAUAAAACUGUCUAUAUGUAUAUUUGUCUGCUAUGUAUCUGUUUAAACACUGCUGUAAUGGCGAUAUAAAGAGAGAGAUACCCAUUUACUAAUUCAUAGAACCCCUUUCCACCUUUUCAAGUUCGUUAUACAUUUUUCUUUUCAAGCAUCGUGUUCAGACAUUGCAAAUCAUCAGUCUGAAGGUUAAGGGUUACUUAGAUUUUUGCUUCUUCAGCAUCAAAAAAAAAAAGUCUAAACAUUAAUCUUAUUAUUAAACUCAGAAACAAUAUAACUGUCUGGUUGUGAUCAUAAUAAAAGGCAACGUGAAAGGUGACUUAAUUCCCAAUGAGAUUUCUCUAUGUUCUCUAUGACCUUUCUACAGUAUAUGUCAUUAAGUCCUAGUGUCCAGCCAUCAUUACAGCACGGGAGAGGAAAUCUCGUUCAUCAGAUGUGCGAUGUAAGUCUAGACAAUCUGAUAACAAACUACACACACAACAUUUAUGUUGAGAAAAUUCAGAUUGAUCUUUGUUCCCAAAUAACAUUGGAUCAGAUCCAUAGUUUACAGCAUCUGUCCCACACGUAUUUAAUCUGUAUUACGAGUACUGAACAAGUUAGAGGAGGAGAAAAUGUAGAUUUACUGUUCAUUGGAACUUUAUUGUUUAUUUAGAUCUGUCUUGAUUCAUUUUCAUAUUCAU
Ictalurus punctatus (channel catfish) is the source of this 24280-nucleotide messenger RNA. RefSeq lists its product as uncharacterized. The transcript is spliced from 2 exons. NCBI's taxonomy places the organism in Eukaryota, Metazoa, Chordata, Actinopteri, Siluriformes, Ictaluridae. Bases 14712 to 16016 code for a protein of 434 amino acids. The record is from RefSeq and is a predicted model, not a curated record.